UUGCCACGUUAACUAAUCAAACGAAAACAUCUUAAGGUUAGGUUGGUUAUAUGAUUGUUUCAUUUUCACUAAAAAAUUGUGUUGCGUUAUCAUUAUCGAACAAGUGGUCAAAGUCUAUAAAUAAUUAAUUCUGUACUUGAAAAACAGUGUAGAUUCACUCAGUUCUCCAUUAACUUUUGUGACUACUGUGUUGAUAAAAGAUAUCUCAAAAAUGAGUCGCGUAUUUGUGAUUGGUGUCGGAAUGACAAAAUUUGAGAAGCCAGGAAAAAAGGCAGGCGACUAUCCACAAUGGGGCAAGGAAGCAAUUUUGUCUGCCCUUGAAGAUUCAAAGGUGAAUAUUGCUGACGUUCAAUUGGCAACCGCAGGCUUCGUCUACGGAGAUUCUACUUGCGGCCAGAGGGUUAUAUACGAGGUAGGAAUGCACGGCAUUCCCAUAUUCAAUGUAAACAACAAUUGUUCCACCGGUUCCAGUGCACUCAUGCUAGCGAAGGAAAUGGUGGAAUCGGGAAAGUGCGAUUGCGCCCUGGCAGUAGGUUUCGAAAAAAUGGAAAGAGGCAGUUUGGAGCCCAAAUUCAAUGAUCGCACAAAUCCAAUGGAUAAGCAUGUAGAAGCUAUGGCUGAACUGGUCGAUAUCGAGGCUGCUCCAAUAGCUGCUCAAAUGUUUGGUAACACUGGAAUCGAACAUAUGAAAAAGUAUGGAACUAAACCUGAGCAUUUUGCCAAGAUUGCUUAUAAAAAUCACAAACAUUCCGUUAACAAUCCCAAUAGCCAAUUCCGUGACGAAUAUUCUUUGGAACAAAUUAUGAAAUCACCGAAAGUAUAUGGUCCACUGACAAAACUCCAGUGUUGUCCUACAAGUGAUGGCGCGGCUGCCGUUAUAAUAGCAUCAGAGCGUUUUGUUAAAAGUCGUGGUCUUGAGUCAAAGGCAGUAGAGAUACUGGGAAUCGAGAUGGCCACAGAUUUAGCUACAACUUUCACUGAUAAAAGCCACAUGAAAAUUAUCGGGUACGAUAUGACUAAACUUGCUGCUGAAAAGUUAUUCAAAAAAACAAAUAGGAAACCCACCGACGUACAAGUUGUAGAACUUCACGAUUGUUUUUCUGCUAACGAACUUGUUACUUACGAAGCCCUAGGUUUGUGUCCUCCCGGUAAAGCAGGAGAACUGAUAGACCGAGGUGACAAUACUUACGGUGGUAAAUAUGUUGUCAACCCUAGCGGAGGACUUAUUUCUAAAGGACAUCCUUUAGGAGCUACAGGAUUGGCACAGUGUGCUGAAUUAUGUUGGCAACUGAGGGGUGAGGCAGGGUUACGUCAGGUCCCUGGUGCCAAGUUGGCUCUACAACAUAAUAUUGGAAUAGGAGGUGCUGUAGUAGUGGCGCUAUACCAACUCGGUUUCCCGCAAAACCAAAACAAAGGUUAUGAAGGUCCUAAGACAGAAGGUUCAGUUGGUGAUGAAGGUUUCAUUGUGACUCCCUACCUGAAAAUUCUACAGCAAGCUAUGGAUGAAGAUGAAGAUGGCCUUGUUAACAACCACAGAGCAAUAUACGGAUUGAAAGUUGUUAAACCUAAUGGCGAAACUGGAUACUGGGUUAUCAAUUGCAUGACCGGAAAAGGUAAAAUUGAAUUCAACGGUAAAGAUAAACCACAAGUUACAUUCAUAGUUAAAGAUGGGGAUGUUAUGGAAUUGCUCACGGGAAAAAUUCCUCCACAAAAAGCAUUUUUCCAAGGAAAGGUCAAGAUUCAAGGAAAUAUUGGGAUCGCUAUGAAACUGAUUGAGUUGCAGAAAACUGCUGCCAAAAAAAUUGAAGUUUUGAGAGCCAAAUUGUAAAAUCAAUACUCUUAUUUUAUACUCUUGAGCUAUUUGGAUAAAAACUAUAAAUUAUUUCCUAGCAUCCAAAAAAAAUGUAGGUAUAUGAAAACAAAGUUAUUCCAUUUUUUUAUUUUAAAAAUUACUUGUAUGGCAACUCUAAAAGUUAUUUGUUUUUUGAAUAUUUUUUGUUGUUUUAUAUUUUGUUGAAGUCUACUUGUUUAUAAUGAUUCAAGUAUUGUCAUUGUCCCUUAUCUAUCUGAUAGAUAUUUUUAAACUCUUACAAUUUUAUAUUUCUUUGGGUUCAUUCUGUAUGAUUUUUUCUGAUAUUUAUCAAUUAAGUUUCAGACCUGUUUACCUACUCAAUACUGAAACUGUCAUAUAAUAAUAUAUUUAGUUAUUCUUAAUAAUGCAUUUUAAUAUAUGAAGUGGUUUAUUAGUCUGAUAAUGAUAUUUGUAUAUGGGACAAUCAACAUAUGUUAGUUUUUUACUUCUUAUUUUUUGUUAUGGAUAUUUUGUACUGUGUUGAAGUGAUAUUUUAAUAAAAUACAGCAAUUAUAAUUGUU
Leptinotarsa decemlineata (Colorado potato beetle) is the source of this 2373-nucleotide messenger RNA. RefSeq names its product Sterol carrier protein X-related thiolase. NCBI's taxonomy places the organism in Eukaryota, Metazoa, Arthropoda, Insecta, Coleoptera, Chrysomelidae. Gene Ontology annotation, molecular function: acyltransferase activity, transferring groups other than amino-acyl groups. The record is from RefSeq and is a predicted model, not a curated record.